Nymphaea colorata (pocket water lily) is the source of this 1234-nucleotide messenger RNA. RefSeq lists its product as uncharacterized. The record is from RefSeq and is a predicted model, not a curated record. NCBI's taxonomy places the organism in Eukaryota, Viridiplantae, Streptophyta, Magnoliopsida, Nymphaeales, Nymphaeaceae. Bases 196 to 912 code for a protein of 238 amino acids. The transcript has 6 exons.
UCGUCCCAAUCAUGGACCAGGAACGAGAGGGAGGGAGGGAGAGAGAAAGACUACUCCGCUUAUCUACACGGCGAAGCCAAGUGCAGCUAGCGCGACGAAAUAUAGCAAAGCCCAAUCGUAUCUUUUACCGCUAAGAGUGGCAGGCAUAAGGAGAAGAAGAAUUAGGAGGCCUAAGGAGAAGGAGAAUUAGGAGUGAUGAUGAAUCCCCCGUCAUCCUCAUCCGUCAUACGCGACCUUUCUCCUUUGAGCUACUCGUUGCUUCCUAUCUCCACCAAGCUCCAUGGAAGAAGCGCCAAGCAGAGAGUGGUAUUCCCUCGGGCUGCUCUGGACCCUCUCAUCGGGGCUUCUUCUCCUCCUCGAGCCCGCUUUGCUGCUAAAAGAAUGGAAUCUGUGACCGUCGUCCAGAACCCGGAGCGACCACUUGAGCAAUACAUGAGGUUGCCGGCGAGCCAGUACUCGGUUUUGGACGCAGAACGGAUCGAGCGGGUGGAUGAGAACACUUUCCGGUGCUAUGUCUACAAAUUCAAGUUCUUCAAUUUCGAAGUUUGCCCUGUUCUGAUGGUCCGAGUCGAAGUAGAGCCUAGUGGUUGCUGCAUUCGCCUUUUAUCCUGUAAGCUGGAAGGGUCUCCGAUUGUUGUACAGCAGAACGAGAAAUUCUCAGCUUCUAUGGUGAAUAGGAUAUCCUGCAGUGUCAACAAUAAUGGCUCAACGAUGCAGCAACUUAUAUCAGAUACUGAAAUUGAGGUUGUCAUAGACAUACCUUUUGCAUUCCGUGCACUUCCUGCUGCGCUGAUAGAAUCAAGUGGAAAUCAAGUUAUGGAGCAGAUCUUGAAGAUUAUGCUACCACGGUUUCUUGCACAGUUUUUCCCCAUCAAUGGUCAAUCUUUUCAUGAAGAAAAGCGUAAGGUCUAAACUGCUUUUAGAAGACAACCCACCUCUCCUUGCUUGGGCUAAUUGUAGCUACCUGUUACUAUGUUUCUCUUAGUCGAAGGUGUUUGAUUCUUCCUGAUUAUGAACAAAUAGAUAACAUGAGUUGAUAUCUGUCAUUGACCUAAAGGCGUAUGACCCACUAUUCCAAAAAGGAAGCUGGCUCCUUUGCAUUUGUGCCUAGUGAGAUGAUAGUAUACCGUCAGCUUGGUACCACACACCACUCCAUAUGGUAUUGGAGAAUAGGACGUGAAUCAAUUGGGCAACAUGUCUUUCCCCAUGCCACCAGCCUGAUUAUGUUACGCCC